Messenger RNA from Harmonia axyridis, 2919 nucleotides. RefSeq lists its product as uncharacterized. The transcript has 10 exons. The record is from RefSeq and is a predicted model, not a curated record. NCBI's taxonomy places the organism in Eukaryota, Metazoa, Arthropoda, Insecta, Coleoptera, Coccinellidae. Bases 450 to 2546 code for a protein of 698 amino acids.
UUCAUCUCAAAAUAGAAAAUAGAUAGAAAUAAAGGGAACUAGUUUUGUGUGGGUAAUUCAAUUAACGAAUUACUAAAAUUUGUUAAUUAUAUGAUGUUGUAUGAUUCUGAAAUAUAAAUUUAUGUCUGAAACUUUCAGAUGAUAUCUCGAAUGAUAAAUUUUGUUCAUCUCGCAAUCCAAAUCUCAACAGUAUGUUGUCUAGUGUUCCAUGAACUAAUUUUUUAUGAGAAACCGUUUUACAGAAAAAUCUUUGUUAAUUUUAAAUUCUAAAUUUGUGUGUUCUAAAUUUAAUUCCCUUGUUAAAUUUUAGUGCAAAUAUUUCAGUCAUUUGAAAGGUAUUGAAUCUCAAAAAAGAAACGUCAUUCAUUGAAAUUAAAAAUUCUUCUCUAUUUGGUGAAUUCAAGGAGAGCAGUUGCAAUUCAGAAUUGCUCGCACAAAUUCCAGACAAUAUGAAUGAGGUCAAUAUUAUUGAUGUGAGUCAGAUAAUAUUCGAUAAUGAUGAAACUUGGUUGUAUGAAUCAAUGAAAGGUCAUAAAAUAGACACAAAAGUAGAUAAUUUCAUAAAACAGCAGACUGAUACCUUAAAUGAUUAUCUGGUCAAAGACCUAACCCAAGACAUAUGCUCAAAGGAGAGUAGCUCAAAGUAUAUCAAUACACAAACAUUUACUAGGCCUAAACGAAAGUUCAUCAGACCAAGUAUUGAAAAAUAUAAUCAGGAAUUUUUUAGUGACAAUGAACCAAUAAACAGAUCAAGUUCCCCUGAAUCUCCAUUGAGUAAAACAUCUGUAGAACAUUCACAAAUGAAACCUUUAGAAUUUGAUUUGACACAAUCAGUUACAAGUCAUUACUUUGAUAGAAUUGCUGCAUCUCUUGAAAAUGAAGAUACUUUUCAAAAUGAGUCUCUUCCUAGUCUCGUUAAUUCUAUGUGCAGUUCAACCUUCACAAAUUUGAUGGAGAGUAGUUUAAUUAAGAAUGAUCCAGUUUUAAAGCAGAUCUGUGAUACAGAUUUCACCACAUCAAUUCUUAGUCAAGGUUCAGAACCUUCUUCUCUUCUGCAAUCAAAUUAUAGUACUAAUGAUGUGGAUGAGUUCCUAACCAAAGUUUCACAAGACGAUAUUUUGAAAUCUAUAGAACUGAAUGGAAGCGAGAUGAAAUGUUCAGGUGAUGCUUCUUAUAUUGUACAUAAGAAGGAUGACUGUGAAAAAGAUAAAAGAACUCCUAAUAUAAUGGAUUUUGAGGAAUACCAUGAUGCUUGUGAUGCCAAUUUCUUAGAAGGCCAAAACCAAUUUCAGAAAAAUUCAACCUUUAGAAAAAACAGUAAACUUAGCAGUGCUACAUUCAGAAAGACUGAUUACAAUCGUUCAGUGUUAGGACGCAAUCACACUUACGAAAUUGAUCCGAAAGAUGUGGAGGAGGCACGUAAUGUGACAAUGACCUUUGAAUCUCCAAAAUCUAGUAGACCUUGUAUUUUAAAGAGCAGAAAUGAAACAAUUGUUAAGAGCAGUUCGAUGGAAGAUUUCAAGAACACAACUGUUUUAAAAGAUUCCUGCAAUAAUGACUUGAACAGGUAUGCUUCCAAAGAAAGUAAUUUGGAGGUUGAUAGCAUCAAUAGCAAAGGUGGAUCUAAGAAAUCGUUGGAUUGUUCAAUUGGCUCUGCGGACAGUUUAGAUCGGAUGUCGACUCUUUCAAGCAGUAGUAAGGGAUCAAAUAAAAUGCUUAAUAUGGAAGAGAUUGAAGCCAUCGCUGAAAAACAGGAACAAACCUCAGAUCACCCCUUUUCCCUCCAUCAAGAUACGAAAACUGGUCUUCAAGUGAUGUCUACCCCAAAACCAAAUUGGUCUAAAAAGGUGUUCAAUAGAAUCAUGUGGGAACAUAGCAUUAUUUCACCUAUUGUUACAUCGGAGAUCCAAUCUGAUUCUGGGGAGUCAAGUGAUGAAUAUAAAAGUGUAAAGUCUUCCUUUUCUAAAAAUUCAGUGGAAAGCAAUCCUGUGAAGCAAACAAGGAGCUUGGUGUCUCUCCAGGAUCCUUCAGACGCACGAAAGCUGAAAAGUAUCAAUACUGUGAUCAACCCAAAUAACUUGUGCAAAGUGCCAAUGAGGGGAUCCACAAGUAAUCUCCAAAAAUUCAAUGCUCCCGUACCAAAAAUUUCACAGAUGAGAGUUCCAUCUGCAACUUCAAUCACCUCCAAUUUGAAGACAAUGAAACCCAGUCUGAAAGGCUCUUACACCAGUUUGAAACCCGUCAACACUUAUUUGCCUGUAGCGCCACCAAUAAACGCUCCAUCACAGGGACAAAAUACAACAUACUUAGCGCCGGUAAAUCCUAAUGCUCAACACCAUGGAAUUAGAAAUAUUAGGAAUCAAGGGACUGAUACAACUGUGAUUAAAAUGUCUGGUGAUGGAGUGUUUCUGAAGCCAAGUGGACCACUCAGGAGUGGUCUUCCUAGGCCCACGUCUUCAACUAGCAUACCAAAACCUGUUUCACGAAUACCAGGUCCAAGAAGAUUCAUUUCGCAAAAGCAGGAUCCUUCUAGAAAAGGAAACUGAAAUUAUGUUCUCACAAUACUAAUCAGAAUAUUAUGGAAUUUGUUGAAGUGCCUUAAAUUUGUUAGAAAAGCUGUCGAUAAAUUGAAUUCAACGCAUAUCUAUUGCCUCUUUAAAUUAUUCUUUAUGUGUUUAUAUUUAUACAAUUUUUGUACAAUGAUAAAUCUAUUAUUAUUAAAUAUUAUUUAACUAAUGAUGAUACCCUUGUAUAUAGAAAUUUUGACAAAAACUUAUAAAAACUGCUAAUUGGGAGUUGAACUCUUACAUAGAUUUUACAACUAUUUGUAUAAUCAUCUACAAUAAUGAACAAGAGAAAUAUUUACUUAUACUUUUAUAGCAGUGUAGACUGGAUAUAAUAAACAACUGCUUUUGUUAA